AUGAGUGAAACAUCAAUUACCAGAUGUAAAACUGUUACAGAAGUUGCUUGUAUCAAGUAUGAUAGUAAAAUUGACCGAUACAUAAAUGAACAUUCUUUACGUUUAUCAGAUGCUCAAAAAUGGUUGUUACAGAAAACCAAAGAUCAUCCUAACGCGCGUUACAUAAUGUCAAGUGCUGAAAUGCAACUUUUAUGCAAUAUAUGCUAUGCGAUCAAUGCUAAAAAGACAAUUGAUGUUGGAGUUUAUACUGGAUAUAGUGCAUUGUCUAUCGCUGAAAUAUUACCAUCAGAUGGAUGUGUAUUAGCUUUAGAUAUAACAGAUGAAUAUUUGAAAGAUUAUUGUAUACCAGCAUGGAAAAUGGCUAAUGUAGAAUCAAAAAUUGAUUUUCAACUUGGUCCAGCUAUUCGAACAUUAGAAAAUUUGAUUGAUAAUGGACAAAGUGAAACAUUUGAUUUCGCUUUUAUUGACGCUGAUAAAGUGAAUUACAGUAAUUAUUAUGAGCUAUGUCUGAAAUUGAUUCGUCCUCGUGGUAUCAUUGCAAUCGAUAAUGUUAUUUGGUCAGGUCGUGUAGUUGAUGAGACAAAUCAAACCUCGGAAACUGUUAGUAUAAGGCAAGUGAACGACUUAAUAGCUGUAGAUAAUCGUGUACGAAUCUCUUUAUUAAAUCUUGGUGACGGAUUGACAGUUGUUGUGAAGAAAUGA
Molecule: messenger RNA, 702 nt
Organism: Schistosoma turkestanicum
Lineage: Eukaryota; Metazoa; Platyhelminthes; Trematoda; Strigeidida; Schistosomatidae
Source: the annotation of a GenBank genome assembly